CUUCCUUCCCAAAGAGAUGCCAUUAAGUUGGACGACUCCAUCUCGCCAUGCGUUGUAAUUGAAAUGGCGCGUUUUGCUCCAGGCGAAGCAAGGGGCGCUUCUCGCUCUGACUCUACGCAUGACGAUAUACGUCAUUCUGGUUUAAUGGACAUCAGAAUAUGAACGAUGCGGCGAAUGGUAUUGGAUAUAAGCUUUGACAAGAAAUAUGAGCAUGUGGCUUUUCGAUAAAAUAACUGUUAACGCGUUGUGCUCUUUAUCAUACUCAAACUGUUUUAAAUCGGAAAAUCGCUCUAUUUGAUUUACGUUUACGUUUUGCAAACCAAAUGCAGUAUUAAUCAACAUACGUUUUCUCUUCAAUUUAGACUUAUCAGCCAGGUAAUAGGCAACAGCCAAGUAAACCGUUAUCCGCGCACACGGGCGUCUGCGCCAAGACAUCUAUUUGCAAAGUCGAGCCAAAAUGAAAAGAAAUUCGAUUUGACCAUAAAUAUGGUUUCACAGAUGCACAGCAGGAUCAAAUGUUCAUCUGGUAACGCGCCCCAGUGCAGGCAGGCUUGAGCUCAUUGGAGCCUAAUCCUUCGCCCCGGGGCGCUCGGAGCGCCUCGAGCAGAAUUCUUUUCAGCUGUCCUCUGUUAUUCGGGGAGGAACUCUGGCUACAUCGCAGUCUCACGCUUAACACAAAAAGGACAUAGAAACAGAAACGAGGGAAAGACACGAUCGAUCUCAUGUUUUAAAGAGGGUGAAGAUACAAUUUCAGCUAUGUCUUCCAAGGAGGGAAGAAGCAUGUCUCGUCUUUCUCUGACUCGUUCGCCAGUGUCUCCUUUGGCCGCACAGGGAAUCCCUCUCCCUGCUCAGCUGACCAAAGCCAAUGCACCUGUCCACAUCGACGUGGGGGGACACAUGUACACGAGCAGCCUCGCCACCCUCACCAAGUACCCAGACUCAAGGAUCAGUCGUCUGUUCAACGGCACAGAACCAAUUGUUCUGGACAGUUUGAAGCAGCACUACUUCAUCGACAGAGACGGGGAGAUAUUCCGGUACAUUCUCAGUUACCUUCGAACCAGCAAACUGCUCCUUCCUGAAGACUUCAAGGAGUUCCAGCUGCUGUACGAGGAGGCGCGCUACUACCAACUGAGCCCCAUGGUGAAGGAGCUGGAGCGCUGGAAGCAGGAACGUGAACUGCGGCGUGGAUGCCAGCCCUGCGAGUGCCUGGUGGUGCGCGUCACACCCGACCUGGGCGAGAGGAUUGCCUUGAGCGGCGACAAGGCCCUCAUCGAGGAGAUCUUCCCCGAGACGGGUGACGUCAUGUGCAACUCUGUGAAUGCCGGCUGGAACCAGGACCCCACGCACGUCAUCCGCUUCCCCCUCAACGGCUACUGCCGACUCAACUCUGUACAGGUGCUGGAGAGAUUGUUCCAGAAGGGCUUCACCAUGGUUGCUUCAUGUGGGGGAGGCGUGGACUCGUCCCAGUUCAGCGAGUACAUCCUGAGCCGCGAGGACAGGCGUGCUCACACCCUCCACACGCCCAUCCGGAUAAAGCAGGAGCCGCUGGACUAGAGAACCCCACGCCUGCCAGGAGCGCCUAUAACCGGCCCCGCCCGAAAGACCGGUGCUGGACAGAGAGAAACCCCCCAACCAUUGGUAGCUCUCUGCCGGCUCGAUGGACCUUACACGAGCUUGUGAAGAUGGAACUCUAUCCAAACACGAGUGAGAAAUCCUCUGAGCUUGUUGAGGCAUAAGACUCAGUUAAGAGACAUCUUGAAAACAAAAGUCAUGGAUGAAAGGGAAAAAAAUCGCAUUCUAUAUAUUUUGGUCUUCCACACGCCACUGCACAAUAUUCGGUCGUGACCUUAUUUGGCGACUGUGUGUUCUUUUAAUGCGGAAUUUUGGUUUCGCAUACCAGACCUCACCUCAGCAUCGCUAUACCAGCUGGGAAAAAUAACGGCCCCGUGUUUGUCCUGUGAUGUAUAUCGGGUUGGUGUAUGUGACUGGCUGGCUUGCAGACGCCAUGGCGGUAUGCGAAGUGUGUGAGAGGUGAGCUCAGUGCUCACUGUGGUGAGACUGGUCACGGGCAGCAUAACGAGGCCGCUCCGAUCUGGCGAGAGGCAGCGCUAUAGCCACAGUGGUAAUAUUACAGUGGUGACUUUUCUGAGUCAGAAGAACCCCGGAGGUGCAGUGUGUGUAAAAUGACAGCAGUCAAUCAUUUCAGUGGGGAGGCCUUUCCUUUUUAUGCUACAACCUCAAACGACAGCAAUGCUACUUUCUCCUGGCAUCAAGUAAUUAAAUAGAAACUCAUGAAAACAGCACAAUCCUGCACAGAUUUAAGACAGUCACCAUGCGUCCAGUGAGACAAUGGGUGUAUCUGGCGACAUAGUGCCCUUUGCAUCAACACAGAAUCUCUGUCACUGAGAGCAGCGUUAAGUAGGGGAAAUGAGAGAUUGCUCUCAUUGCUAAAGGACUCGGUGUGAUGAGACUUCUUUUAGAGUACAGUGACUGGGAGAUGCUGCUCCUAGUGGAGAUGGCCGAGUAGUCAUGUGCUCCGUAGGGCCCUGUCAGGGAUCCAGAGGAAAACACGGGUCAGAGAGAAGCCACUGUCUUUCCUAAAUGAGGUCACAUUCCCACAAUCCCUUUAUAAGCCUUCAUAUCCCAACCAAACCGGGCCAGUCAGAGGGAGAGAGCAGAGUUAACAAGGUGGCUGGAAAGCAGUAUGAUGCUUAAUGUGUUGUAAAAAUGCACAUUUCAUGGCUAUGCUUUCGAUAGGCUCUUCUCUGCAUAGGCUCAUUACAGGACCAAAGGUCACUGAGAUGCUACUGUAUAGUACAGGAUCACAUACAGUGUUGUCUCAGUAAAGAGGCACGAACAUAGUGGAACAGGGAACAUGUUCAUUUUCUUGCCAUCCAGUAAAGGUGAGGCUAUACCCCAAUCCCAGCCCUGAUGCCGAAUCUUGUGACAGCUUGGACCCCUCUAGCAGAGACACGAUUUUUGGCAUUUCAAAGAGUUUAGGUUCCAGUUUUCUCAUUUUAUGACAGACAUCAUGAAAGCCAUUUAAUUUUGUUGACUGCAGUAAAUGAGCCCUUUCUCAGAUACACCAACAUCAUUUUUUGAGUGGGGUCAGUUAACUAAAGAUUAUACCACAAAGAUACCACUCGAAUAAAGAAAGAUCUUAAUUUAAAUACUGUUAUAAUGGUUGUUGUCAAAAUAUUAUUACAGUAAAGUGCAAUUGUAUAUUUAAAUAAUUCUUUUGUUAAUGCAUAAUUAUUGUAGUAUUACUGGCAUGUGUUCACUAUCCUUUUGUAAUUAGUGUUGAUAACAUGGACUUUUAAUAAAUUGUUCGA
Molecule: messenger RNA, 3332 nt
Organism: Electrophorus electricus (electric eel)
Lineage: Eukaryota; Metazoa; Chordata; Actinopteri; Gymnotiformes; Gymnotidae
Gene: kctd15a
Product: potassium channel tetramerization domain containing 15a
Biological process (GO): protein homooligomerization
Molecular function (GO): protein binding
Source: RefSeq, a predicted model, not a curated record